GUCGACGUCACAGCGCGCGGCGCCAUGUUGGAUCAGGAAGUGGGCAGAGGCGGAAUGUGAGUCGAGCUGAGCGUUAACGGCGUCUUUAUCCGCUCGGCCACCGUUUACAAAUCUCACCUUUAACAAUCAGCUUAUCUUCAUGCUGAGGCGCUCUCUGACCGCUCAAACACGCACAUUUAUCCACAUCUGAUCGUCUGACAACAGCUCGAGCCAUGACUUCUCUGUCUCAAAGGCCCUCGGGCCUCGUCCAGCGGAGGACCGAGGCCAUUCGCAGCGCUGCGGCCGACAAAGAGAAAGACUCAGGCGGCGAGGAGGAGGAGGCCCGCCGCGGGGACGAGGACGACGACAAGGGAGACUCCAAAGAAACUAGACUCACACUGAUGGAGGAGGUGCUGCUGCUGGGCCUCAAGGACCGAGAGGGUUACACGUCUUUCUGGAAUGACUGUAUUUCCUCGGGCCUCAGGGGAUGUAUGCUGGUGGAACUGGCCCUCAGAGGACGGCUACAGCUGGAGGCCUGUGGGGUGAGGCGAAAAGGCCUGCUGUCCAGAAAGGUAAUCUGUAAAUCAGAUGCUCCAACAGGCGAUGUGCUUCUAGACGAGGCCUUGAAGCACAUAAAAGACACACAGCCUCCAGAGACUGUGCAGAGCUGGAUAGAGUUGCUCAGUGGAGAGACCUGGAAUCCACUGAAGCUGCACUAUCAGCUUCGAAAUGUGCGAGAGCGUCUAGCAAAGAACCUUGUUGAAAAGGGUGUUUUAACCACAGAGAAACAGAAUUUUCUUCUUUUUGACAUGACUACACACCCCCUGACCAACAGUACAAUUAAACAGCGUCUUGUGAAGAAAGUUCAAGAUUCGGUCCUGGAGAAGUGGGUGAACGACCCACAUCGGAUGGACAAGCGUGUUCUGGCUCUGAUCCUCCUGGCCCACUCCUCUGAUGUGUUGGAGAAUGCCUUUGCCCCUCUUCAGGAUGACCAGUACGACCUGGCCAUGAAGAGAGUGCACUCGCUGCUAGAGCUUGAGCCUGAGAAGGAGAGCACCAAGCCCAGUGCCAACGAACUGAUGUGGGCUGUGGUGGCUGCGUUCACUAAAUGAAAAAUGUUCUUCUGGUGGACUGGAAGAUCAGAAUAUGGUCUCUUAUAUUUAAUUGGUUGAAGGACUUUCAUUCAAUGAGACAGACUUCACUUAAUAAGACAAUCUAUUUUUGGUUGGGGAGCCUGUUUGUACAUCUAUUCUGGAUGAUAUUAGGGUGGUAGUCCAUGCUAACCCAGUGUAAUCUGAUUGGUGGUGGGCUACACCAAGUAGCAAUUGGUUUGUCUCUGAAAAGACCAGUGACUGGCUGCUUUACACUGCGAUAGACACAACAUCUUUCCACUCCGAGGCUGGAUAUGCUCCAAAACAUCAAAUCAACACUUAGACUGAUGAGCCUCUUAACGGCAGAAAGACAAAAGCCUGUGGCAGCAGUGGUCCUGGUGAAUAUGAAGAUUUACAUGGGGCCAAGUUUCCCUUUAAUACCAAGGAAACAUUGUAUCUCCCUCAAAAAGGUGUCUGUCCACACUCCUGCACACUGCGUUCUUCUUUCCCAAAGUCUAUGAAAGGAUAAAGUUAAACGCCUGUUAUUUGUGCUUUUACCCCUCCUCUGUUUCCAUUUCUCCAUUCCAUAUUGUGUACGAGUCCACUUUUGAUAUACAGCAGAUACAACUGAAUCUUUGUCAGAAAUGUAAUAUCCUUUCUUUCUCAUUUUAGUCUGUAUCAACCGCAGACAAACGAUAAAUUAUCCUUGACAACUGAUUUUUUGAGCCAGCUGAUUGGAUAUGAAAUCACACCGAUAUGACCAAAACGAAAAGUGAACCUCAAAUUUAACUCAUUUUAAUUUCCUGUUUCCUAGAGUCUUUUUCAAACUUGCAUAAUGUUACUUGUCUUUCAUUUUAAUUUAGUAUUUGUUUCUUUUCUUUUUACUUUCUUUUUUUUUUGUUAGCAAAUCAGUGCUUGAGCUUAAUUUGUCGACUAUUUUGCACAGUAAGCAGUCUGCUAAAUCAGUAGUAAAGAUAUAUUAAUAUGUCAGGCAGUCCACCAAAAAUGAGAUUAUAAGGUUUACUGUCAACUGCCAUGGUCAAAAAUAUUUGUAUUUUAAGCUUUUGAGAGCAUCUAUGACCUAUUUAAAGAUGCACCAGCUCUUUUUUCACUUCCUCUAUACUGGCUGUGGUUCGCUUCAUGAGAUUAUUCAUUCAGGCAAGUUGUGGAUCAGUAAAAUGAAAUACAAUGGCCAUUUUAAGGGGACUUCAAACCAGUACUGUCAUAAUGUAACACUAAGCUUAAAUAACGACCUUGGUGUCCAGUCGCCAGGCAGUAUAUACUUACGUUUUCUAACUUUCAAGAACAAAUGUUACAGCCUUCCUGCGUACACGUUAGAGCGAAAUCAACAUUCUGAAUCGCAAUUUGACCGGCUUUCGAGGCUUUCCGCUUUCUAAUUGUGUUUUUAAUGUCAAAAAUGUAGUUCUUAAGGCUUGUGUUACUGUUGUUUUGAGCGUUUAGGGUUACUCGGGGCCCCCCAAACGAAGCUGCAAGACUGAAAUCGUUCCCUCGUGAGCAGGCCAUUGCAACAUAAAAUCAUACUCAAAAGUACUCGGACUCAUUUGGCUUGACAGCUGAGAGUAAUGGAUGACAGCACACCACAAUUUAUGACAUAAUUAAGUUCUGUAUUUUUCUACAAAAUAUGAAAAACUGUUGCCGUGUGUUUACAGCAGGAGGCAUGCAUGCUUUUGGUUGAGGGCUGAGGUACAGAGAGCGUAUGUAGCGAAAGAGAAGAGGCUUGUAUGUAAUUAUUAGUCAUUUUAUGUGUACGAUCUAAUGAAAUUCAAUGAAAGGGAUCUUCUCCUCUAUCCUCUAUAAUUCUGUAUGCUUUUAUAUUAUCACAGAAAAUAAAGUAAGGAUCCUUUAAGUGCCUGAAUUCUG
Periophthalmus magnuspinnatus is the source of this 2951-nucleotide messenger RNA. Its product is annotated as Golgi phosphoprotein 3-like. The coding region runs from base 213 to 1091 and encodes 292 amino acids. The transcript is spliced from 5 exons. NCBI's taxonomy places the organism in Eukaryota, Metazoa, Chordata, Actinopteri, Gobiiformes, Gobiidae. Gene Ontology annotation, cellular component: Golgi cisterna; trans-Golgi network; cytosol. Gene Ontology annotation, biological process: Golgi to plasma membrane protein transport; Golgi vesicle budding; Golgi organization. The record is from RefSeq and is a predicted model, not a curated record. Gene Ontology annotation, molecular function: phosphatidylinositol-4-phosphate binding.